Molecule: messenger RNA, 3565 nt
Organism: Otolemur garnettii (small-eared galago)
Lineage: Eukaryota; Metazoa; Chordata; Mammalia; Primates; Galagidae
Gene: CCDC186
Product: coiled-coil domain containing 186
Exons: 16
Coding region: 229-2925 (898 amino acids)
Biological process (GO): vesicle cytoskeletal trafficking
Cellular component (GO): trans-Golgi network
Molecular function (GO): small GTPase binding
Source: RefSeq, a predicted model, not a curated record
CGGGUGCUCGGGGAAACUGCGGCGGUGAGAGAAGUGACGGCCCUCUUCCUUGCUGCUAUUUCUCCCUCCCACUCCAGUUCUGCCGGACCCCGCUAUGAAGAAGUUGGCUCCUAAGGUAGAACUCCAGCGGCUUCGUUAGGGCGUGGCCUGCGGCUGAGAAAAGUGCGAUGUAAAACGAAGAUCAAGAGCAGAUUUGAAGACGCCCAAAGUGAACUGGUGCCAGUCAGCAUGUCAGAAACAAAGAAUGUAGCUGCCAUUCCCUGUGAUAAAAAUACUGGGAGAACAUCUGAAUUAAAGGACGACUCAUGCAGCUCGUUUUCUGGUGAUGAAAGCAGCAGAUUAGAAAAUGAGUUCAAACUAUUGUCAUUCAACUCUGAAAAAACUUUAUGUCAGCCUACCAAACAUAAUCAAAUUGAAGCUCAGGGAAACUAUAAUCCAGAUUAUGGUGGAGGAGAGGAUUCUUGUGCUAAAAUAGACACAUGUCCAGAAAAUUCUGAACAAACAGGUGAUUUUCCUAGUGGAGAUUUUGCAAAGCAAAUUUCAGAAACAAAUGAAACAGAACAGACAGUAACGCAAAUACUGGAGAAAUUAAGGUCAUCUACCUUUACAGAAGCAGCUAAUCAAAAGACUUAUUCAGAAAGUCCUUAUGAUACAGACUGCACCAAGAAACUUAUUUCAAAGAUAAAGAGUGUUUCAGCAUCAGAGGAUUUGUUGGAAGAAAUAGAAUCUGAGCUCUUAUCUGCAGAGUUUGCGGAAGAACACCGAGUACCAAAUGGGAUGAAAAAGGGAGAGCAUGCAUUAGUUCUCUUUGACAAGUGUGUGCAAGACAAGUAUUUGCAGCAGGAACACACCAUAAAAAUGUUAAUUAAAGAAAAUAAGAAGCAUCAGGAUCUCAUCUUAGACAUUUGUUCAGAAAAAGACAAUUUAAGAGAAGAACUAAAAAAAAGAACAGAAACAGAGAAGCAACAUAUGAGCACAAUUAAACAGUUAGAAUCAAGAAUAGAGGAACUUAACAUGGAAGUUAAAGUUUCCAAAGAUAAACUAGUAGUUCAAGACCUUGCAGCAAAAAAUGCAAUUCAGCAGUUACACAAAGAGAUGGCCCAACGGAUGGAACAGGCUAACAAGAAAUGUGAAGAGGCACGCCAGGAAAAAGAAGCAAUGGUAAUGAAGUAUGUAAGAGGUGAGAAGGAAUCUUUAGACCUUCGAAAGGAAAAAGAGAUACUUGAGAGAAAACUUAGAGAUGCAAAUAAGGAAUUUGAGAAAAACACUAACAAAAUUAAGCAGCUUUCUCAAGAGAAAGGACGGUUACACCAGCUGUAUGAAACAAAGGAAGGUGAAACAACCAGACUCAUCAGAGAAAUAGACAAAUUAAAGGAAGAUAUCAACUCUCACAUCAUUAAAGUAAAAUGGGCACAAAACAAAUUAAAAGCUGAAAUAGAUUCACACAAGGAAACCAGAGAUAAGCUGAAAGAAACAACAACAAAAUUAACACAAGCAAAGGAAGAAGCAGAUCAGAUACGAAAAAACUGUCAGGAUAUGAUAAAAACAUAUCAGGAGUCAGAAGAAAUUAAAUCACACGAGCUUGAUGCGAAACUUAGAGUCACAAAAGGAGAACUUGAAAAACAAAUGCAAGAAAAAUCUGACCAGCUAGAGAUGCAUCAUGCCAAAAUAAAAGAACUAGAAGAUCUGAAGAGGACGUUUAAGGAGGGUAUGGAUGAGCUACGAACACUCAGAACAAAGACGAAAUGUCUGGAAGAUGAACGAUUAAGAACAGAAGAAGAACUAUCAAAAUAUAAGGAAAUUAUUAAUCGCCAGAAAGCUGAAAUUCAGAAUUUACUGGACAAAGUGAAAAUUGUAGAUCAAAUACAAGAGCAGCUUCAAAGAGGUAAACAAGAAAUUGAAAAUUUGAAGGAAGAAGUGGAAAGUCUUAAUUCUUUGAUUAAUGACCUACAAAAAGACAUCGAAGGCAGUAGGAAAAGAGAAUCUGAGCUACUACUAUUUACAGAAAAGCUCACUAGUAAGAAUGCACAGCUUCAGUCUGAAUCUAAUUCUUUGCAGUCACAGUUUGAUAAACUUUCCUGUAGUGAAAGUCAGUUACAAAGCCAAUGUGAACAAAUGAAACAGACAAAUACUAACUUGGAAAGUAAAUUGUUGAAAGAGGAGGAGCUACGAAAAGAAGAAGUUCAAACUUUGCAAGCUGAACUUACUUGUAGGCAAACAGAAAUUACAGCGCUGAGUACCCAGGUAGAAGAAUUAAAAGAUGAGUUAGUAACUCAAAGACGUAAACACGCCUCUAGUAUCAAGGAUCUUACCAAACAGCUUCAGCAAGCAAGAAGAAAAUUAGAUCAAAUUGAGAAUGGAAAUUAUGAUAAAGAAGUCAGCAGCAUGGGAAGUCGUUCUAGUUCAUCUGGGUCCCUUAAUGCUCGAAGCAGUGCAGAAGAUAGAUCUCCAGAAAAUACCAGGUCAUCAGUAGCUGUGGAUAACUUUCCAGAAGUAGACAAGGCCAUGUUGAUUGAGAGGAUAGUUAGGCUGCAGAAAGCACAUGCCCGGAAAAAUGAAAAGAUAGAAUUUAUGGAAGACCAUAUCAAACAAUUGGUGGAAGAAAUUAGGAAAAAAACAAAAAUAAUUCAGAGUUACAUUUUACGGGAAGAAUCAGGCACACUUUCUUCAGAGGCAUCCGAUUAUAACAAAGUCCAUUUAAGUAGACGGGGUGGCAUUAUGGCAUCUUUAUAUACAUCCCAUCCAGCUGAUAGUGGAUUAACAUUGGAACUCUCCCUGGAGAUCAACCGAAAAUUACAGGCUGUUUUGGAGGAUACAUUACUAAAAAAUAUUACUUUGAAGGAAAAUCUGCAAACACUUGGAACAGAAAUAGAACGUCUUAUUAAGCACCAGCAUGAACUAGAACAGAGGAUAGAGAAGACCUAACACAAAGCUCUUGCUCAGUGAACAGACAAAAGCCACACCAGAGCGGGUGCCACUCACAGUAUUGUUGGGAACUUUUCCCUGCUUUGUGUGUUAGCCAGUAAACUUGUUUCGCUUCGUCUGUACAAAAAAAGUAUCCUUUUACAAUAUGAAUGCAUUGCUGUAUAUACUGUAAGAGUGUAAGCUUUGAUGAAAAUUGGUUUUGUACAGUAUAAUAGCCUGCCAUUGAUUCUAAACUACUUAAUUUGCUCAUAGUCAUAUGAAGUGUUGAACAUUACUAAAGGGCUUUUUAAAAAACCCUUGUCCAUAUUUCUUCUUUUUAAAAUAUAGAAUGUCAAAAAUGAUUCAAGUUUUUGAAAGUAUGCAUGAAAAGACAGGUGUUAAUCAUUCAGUACUAUGCUAUUUCUCCAAUAUCGACAAAUAAAGAAAUAAUAAAAAUUUGUGUUUUGACAUUCCACUAUAACAUUUGGUUGUAUUUUAGGGAUACGUAAGAUUAUUUAAAUCUUUUAAUUUCAAUUUUAAUGAAAAUCGGACUUAACUAGGAAAGCUAGCGAUUGGUAACUAGCAGUGAUUAGGCAUUAUAUGCCUUGGUCAGGAAUAUAUUUUCUUACCUGUGUUAGGUACAUUGUUUUCAGAUUCAGAU